AGGUAUACUAGUUUGUUUAAAAAGUGCAUGCUGAAUUGCUGAUGGCGGGACCCAGGGAUAACGAAUGGCAACGAAUCAUAUCCUUAUCCCGAGGAUUACACACUAUCAUCAACUACCUUACUACUUCCACUCCCCCUUCCGACAAAAUUUAGCUAUGGCUUUCUGUUCGCCGUUAUUUUCUCCGGUUAACUUCGCCGUUGUUCCCAAACACACAAAGCCAAACUACCGCCGUAACUUCACCAUCUCCGCCAUUCCACCGCUCUCCACCGCCAUCACUUCUCCAUUAGACGGCACGACUCUCGCCGUACUCGGCGGCAGUUCGGUAGCAGCACUUGCAGCUAUUCUCUCGCUCACCGACCCCGAGAGGCGGCGGCAGCUUCAGGCGGAGGAAGUAGGCGGCGGUGAUAAGGAGGUAGUGAGAGAGUAUUUUAAUAAUAAUGGAUUUGAUAGGUGGAAGAAGAUAUAUGGUGAUACGGAUGAUGUGAAUAAAGUGCAGUUGGAUAUUAGAUUGGGACAUUCGAAAACUGUUGAGAAUGUUAUGAAAAUGUUGACUGAAGAAGGAUCUUUAAAGGGAGUUACUGUGUGUGACGCUGGUUGUGGGACGGGUUGUUUGUCCAUUCCGUUAGCUAAAGAAGGUGCUAUUGUAUCUGCUAGUGAUAUUUCAGCUUCCAUGGUUGCUGAAGCACAAAAACAGGCUCAAGAGGAGUUGUUGAAGGCUAAGGAUGAUCUGGCUCCGACACCAGUAAUGCCAAAAUUUGAAGUGAAGGACUUGGAGAGUUUGGAUGGGAAGUAUGACACUGUGGUCUGCUUAGAUGUUAUGAUACAUUACCCGCAAAGUAAGGCUGAUGGUAUGAUUGCUCAUCUUGCAUCAUUGGCUGAGAAUCGUUUGAUCCUGAGCUUUGCCCCGAAGACAUUCUACUAUGAUUUGUUAAAAAGAAUCGGAGAGUUGUUCCCUGGACCUUCAAAGGCUACACGAGCAUAUCUACAUGCAGAGGCUGAUGUGGAGAAGGCGCUGCAGAAAGCUGGGUGGAAGAUAAGGAAGAGAGGCUUGAUUGCUACUCAAUUUUAUUUUGCUAAGCUUAUUGAGGCUGUCCCUGCUUAGGAUUGAAGGCAAGUGAGAUCUCAUUUGUUUGGCCAUGUCUCUCCGCUGCUGAUUAGGUAUUAGGAAGUCCGUUGAGUGUUUAUCAUGAAUGCGUUAUCUCACUCCUCAGUUUCUAACUUGUAUAAUAGUUCACAAUGUAUCUAAAUUCUGCUUCUGACUUGGAAAAAUUUUGUCGAUAUUAUUAAUAUAUCAUGAAAUGUAAAUUUAGUCAUCAUUUGGUGGCUUUGAUUCA
Messenger RNA from Capsicum annuum, 1334 nucleotides. RefSeq names its product magnesium protoporphyrin IX methyltransferase, chloroplastic. Gene Ontology annotation, molecular function: magnesium protoporphyrin IX methyltransferase activity. The record is from RefSeq and is a predicted model, not a curated record. Lineage: Eukaryota; Viridiplantae; Streptophyta; Magnoliopsida; Solanales; Solanaceae. Bases 65 to 1102 code for a protein of 345 amino acids. Gene Ontology annotation, biological process: chlorophyll biosynthetic process. The transcript is spliced from 2 exons.